AUGUCGAAUCCGAAGAAAGCCCAAGGUCUCUUGCUCCACUAUCCUGGCUGUUUCAUGGGCCUGACUUACGUACCCGCCAUCGCAACAGCGUUCCUCAUGCCGACCCAAAUCCUCCAACAAAUCGGUAUGGCUCUGGGAGAUACCGACAAUAUUGCUUGGAUUCCUGGUGGUUGGUCCAUCGGUGCUGCUGUCUCCUUCUCUGUAGCUGGUGGCUUGAGCGACGUCUUUGGCCGCCGGUGGGUGCUGUUGAGUGGUCAGACAAUCAUCCUGGUCGGCGCAAUUGUUUGCGCCUUUGCUCAGACUACUUUGAACAUUGUCGCCGGAACUACUCUGGUAGGCUUUGGUGCCGGCGUUAUCAUGGUAGCGUAUCCCGGCAUCAGUGAGCUUCUCCCCAACAAGUAUAGAUGGUGCUACUACAUCACCAUCAUCUAUGCUGCUAUCUGCCUGGUUGGCACCUUUAUCUGCUACUUCCCUCCGUCCCGUCCACAGCACGACUUUGAGAAGACGCGCUGGCAGCAGGUCAAAGAGUUGGACUAUGUCGGACUCCUCCUCUUCGCCACUGGUCUCACCAUAUUCUUGAUUGGCAUCACUUUCCUUGGCGCCUCCCAUAGAUCCAUGACACUCGUCGCGUCAACUAUUUCGAUAGGGGCAUGUGUCUUUAUCGCUGCGUUCAUCUACGACAUUACUAUCCCCAAGAAGCCGCUUUUCCCACGCAAGCUGUUUGCCAUGUAUCGGGAGUUUACAGUAUAUCUUGUUAUCCUGUUUGUCUGUGGUAUGAUUUGGCAGGCCAUGAUUACACUUGGAAACCAGGGCACCUUGUUCAUGUUCACCAACGAUAUAGUUGAGAUUGGUUACAUCUCGAUCCCCGCCAAUAUCUCUGGGGUUAUCGGAGGUUGGAUCAUGCCCACCCUUGUUCACAAGAUCAAGCACAUCCGAUACCAAUUUCUGUUUGCCCUUCUCCUGCAGAUUGUCUUCACCGCAUCUUAUGCCACUGUUAUUCCCCACAACAAGACCGGUUGGAUGAUAUUGCCCAUGUUUGGUCAGUCAUGCUUUACCUGGCUUACAGUACUGUCCUACGUCUCAUCUGGUCUUCUGGUCCCACAGGAGGAGCUUGGAAUCUCAGCUGGCCUUAUGGGAACCUUCCGCAGCGCUGGCGGAUCGCUGGGUAACGCCAUGUUCAGCACGAUUGUGACAUCCAUUAUCAACCGUGAUCUAGCCAAGAACAUUGCUGGAGCUGCCAUGGGCGAGGGAUUCUCCGCGAAAGAUCUUCCGUCUCUGAUUCCAGCUGUCAUCAAGAAUGCGGUUGGUGUGCCGUUUGCGCUUGCCAACGUCCCUGGAGUAACAGAGCCGGUUCUCCAAGCGACAACUGCCGCGUUCAAGAACACUUAUGCAAAGGCCUUUAGAACUGUGUUUUUAUCAACAAUCCCGCUGGGUGUGGUUGCUAUGAUUGCAGCUGCGUUUAUCCGUGAUCCUAGUCAUUUACUCAACAACCAUGUAGCCGUUCAUCAGGAGAAGGAUGUCCUUGGAAAGAAGAAUGAUACUGAGAUGGUAGGUAAGGUUAUCGAUUAA
This is a messenger RNA of Fusarium sp. VM40, 1569 nucleotides long. NCBI's taxonomy places the organism in Eukaryota, Fungi, Ascomycota, Sordariomycetes, Hypocreales, Nectriaceae. The record is from the annotation of a GenBank genome assembly.